This is a messenger RNA of Myodes glareolus (Bank vole), 6098 nucleotides long. RefSeq names its product leucine rich repeat containing 4C (gene Lrrc4c). The record is from RefSeq and is a predicted model, not a curated record. Gene Ontology annotation, biological process: synaptic membrane adhesion; regulation of axonogenesis; modulation of chemical synaptic transmission. Gene Ontology annotation, cellular component: glutamatergic synapse; plasma membrane; postsynaptic density membrane. NCBI's taxonomy places the organism in Eukaryota, Metazoa, Chordata, Mammalia, Rodentia, Cricetidae. Gene Ontology annotation, molecular function: cell-cell adhesion mediator activity.
UUUUUUGUUUUUAAAUAUAUGUUUGUUUGUUUGUUUUUCUUUUUUAAAUUUACCUAACACCACGACAGUCCCAUCACAUUGCUUUCCCCGUACGAAAUAAAAGCCCACUCUGAACUUCGACCGCCCGGGAGACUCGAGAUCUGCGACCAGCUGAUGGAGAAGGGGACACCCGUGCUGGCAGGGGCCGCUGGCGAGAGACCGCAUCACGCGUCUCUCUGGUGAUCCCUGCCCUGAUCGCCGAGUUCAGCAAUACCUGGAGGACCUGGACCCUGUGCUGCGGGUGGGGGAGGGGACUCAGCGAAAGCCACCCUGAACCUUAAGAAAAAGUAGCUGACCGGGGGCGGAACGGGGUUUGUUCUUGACAGCUGACGGAGCCUUGAAAUUUUCCUCCUCUACCUCCGCCCCCUCCUCCGCCCCCGCCCCCCGCACUCCAUUUAACGUGAGAUUAUGAAAUCGCAGAGGCGGUGGAGGGAAGGCGACAGGAUCUAACAGGGAGUUUGGAGGGGCGAGGGGGAAGGUGGCUGGCUGGGUGGCUGAAAUCAAAAAUCCAAUUGCGCACUGGGUUGUGAUGAGAAAUCUAAUCAGAUCUUCGACGAAGGGGCCGGCCGGAAGGGUAGCCGGUGGGGGCAGUUGAUCCCCAAAUUAUCCGAAGGGAGAGCUGGGGACUGGAAUCAAGGAUGUAAAGAAAGACUUUUUUGUUCCUUUUUUUCUUUCUUUUCUUUUUUCUUUUUCUUUUUUACCUCCCCGGAUGAGGUGGCUGUUGGGUGCCUUGCUAAAAUGAAGAAUGCGGGACGCAGCUCUCUCUUGGAGCAGAACGCAGAGGAUAAACUGAUUGUGCCAGAAAGAAGAAAGAAUGAAGCUUUUUCUUGUGAGACCUGGAUCGUAACAUAAAUGUGUAUAUGGCCACACGGGGAGCAUUGAGGGGAAAAAUGAAAUAAGCUCAUGUCAGACCUGCGGGGGUUUAGUGCGUUCUGACAUAAAUAAAUAAUCAUAAAAUAGCCGUCCCCCUCCCCCAAGGAUGUUUGGAAAUGGAGAACUGAGGAUACACAAAGAAAAAGUGUGUUCAUUUUUUUUUCUUUAAAGGAGAAAGUACGCCAAGGAGAUAUUUUUGAAAUGAAAAGUUUGGGGCAUUUUUAGGAAAGUAAAGACCUGAGAUAUAUAUACAUAUAUUUUUUUUCCUGUUUGAAUUUCCCACAAGAAAGAGAGGAAAUUAAUAAUAGAUCUGCAAAGAAAUUUUACUGAAGAAAAGUUGACCGUGGAGGAAUGAAGCAUUGAUUGGAGAAGAAAUCAGCAGAGGACUCUUGGAUUUGUGCCCGUGUUGACUAAAAUUGAAGGAUAAUUGCAGCUGGAUCUUUUUUCUUCACCAACCUCCUUUUCUUUUUCUUUUUCUUUCCCUUUUUGGUGUCAAGAUCGUGCAUUCUUUCUUGUUCUUAACCACCUGGAUUUCCCUCGGGAUGUAGCUGUGCUGAGUCUGAAAUACAGUUGGCAAACACGUUGCCUAUUUACUGUGUAGAGACCCCAAUGGAGAACAAGACUGUUUGAACUCCAGAAGGACCAACACCAGAUAAAUUAUGAAUGUUGAACAAGAUGACCUUACAUCCACAGCAGAUAAUGAUAGGUCCUAGGUUUAACAGGGCCCUAUUUGACCCCCUGCUUGUGGUGCUGUUGGCUCUUCAACUUCUUGUGGUGGCUGGUCUGGUUCGAGCUCAAACCUGCCCUUCAGUGUGCUCCUGCAGCAACCAGUUCAGCAAGGUGAUUUGUGUUCGCAAGAACCUCCGUGAGGUUCCCGAUGGCAUCUCCACCAACACAAGGCUGCUGAACCUCCACGAGAACCAAAUCCAGAUCAUCAAAGUGAACAGCUUCAAGCACUUAAGACACUUGGAAAUCCUCCAGUUGAGCAGGAAUCAUAUUCGAACCAUUGAAAUUGGGGCCUUCAAUGGUUUGGCGAACCUCAACACUCUGGAACUCUUUGACAAUCGUCUUACUACCAUCCCGAAUGGAGCUUUUGUGUAUCUGUCUAAACUGAAGGAGCUCUGGUUGCGCAACAACCCCAUUGAAAGCAUCCCUUCCUAUGCUUUUAACAGAAUCCCUUCUUUGCGCCGCCUAGACUUGGGGGAAUUAAAAAGGCUUUCUUACAUCUCAGAAGGUGCCUUUGAAGGUCUGUCCAACUUGAGGUAUUUGAACCUUGCCAUGUGCAACCUCCGUGAAAUCCCUAACCUCACGCCGCUCAUCAAACUGGACGAACUAGAUCUUUCUGGGAACCAUUUGUCUGCCAUCAGACCUGGCUCUUUUCAGGGGUUGAUGCACCUUCAAAAACUGUGGAUGAUACAGUCUCAGAUUCAAGUGAUUGAACGUAAUGCCUUUGAUAACCUCCAGUCAUUAGUGGAGAUCAACCUGGCACACAACAAUCUAACAUUGCUGCCUCAUGACCUCUUCACGCCCUUGCAUCAUCUAGAGAGGAUACACCUUCAUCACAACCCAUGGAAUUGUAACUGCGAUAUCCUGUGGCUCAGCUGGUGGAUACGAGACAUGGCUCCCUCGAACACAGCGUGUUGUGCCAGGUGUAACACGCCCCCCAAUCUGAAAGGGAGAUAUAUCGGAGAGCUGGACCAGAAUUAUUUCACAUGCUAUGCUCCGGUGAUUGUGGAACCCCCCGCAGACCUAAAUGUCACUGAAGGCAUGGCAGCUGAGCUAAAAUGUCGGGCAUCUACAUCCCUGACUUCCGUGUCUUGGAUUACUCCAAAUGGAACAGUCAUGACCCAUGGGGCAUACAAAGUGCGGAUAGCUGUGCUUAGUGAUGGCACAUUAAAUUUCACAAAUGUAACUGUGCAAGACACAGGCAUGUACACAUGUAUGGUGAGUAAUUCUGUUGGCAACACUACUGCUUCUGCCACCUUGAAUGUUACUGCGGCAACCACUACUCCUUUCUCUUACUUUUCUACUGUAACAGUAGAGACUAUGGAACCUUCUCAGGAUGAGGCACGAACCACAGACAACAAUGUGGGUCCCACUCCAGUGAUCGAUUGGGAAACUACUAACGCAACCACAUCUCUUACGCCACAGAGCACAAGGUCAACGGAGAAAACAUUCACCAUCCCAGUGACUGACAUCAACAGUGGAAUCCCAGGAAUUGAUGAGGUCAUGAAAACAACCAAAAUCAUUAUUGGGUGUUUUGUGGCCAUCACACUCAUGGCUGCUGUGAUGCUGGUUAUUUUCUACAAGAUGAGGAAGCAGCACCAUCGGCAAAACCACCAUGCUCCAACAAGGACUGUUGAAAUCAUUAACGUGGAUGAUGAGCUCGCUGGGGAUACACCUAUGGAAAGUCACCUGCCCAUGCCUGCAAUUGAGCAUGAGCAUCUAAACCACUAUAACUCUUACAAAUCUCCCUUCAACCACACAACAACAGUAAACACAAUAAAUUCAAUACACAGUUCAGUGCAUGAACCGUUAUUGAUCCGAAUGAACUCUAAAGACAAUGUACAAGAGACUCAAAUAUAAAACAUUUACAGUUACAGAAAACAAACAAUCAAAAAAGACAGUUUAUUAAAAAAAAUGACACAAAUGACUGGGCUAAAUCUACUGUUUCAAAAAAGUGUCUUUACAAAAAAAAACAAAAAAGAAAAGAAAUUUAUUUAUUAAAAAUUCUAUUGUGAUCUAAAGCAGACAAAAUUAUGUGUAUUCCUCAUAACCUGUUUUUGCUGCACUUACUAUUUUCCCACACCUCCUCCCUCCCUUCCCUGAUUGCCAUAUUUUUCAUAGAUCUCAAUUCUCUAAAGAACUGGUCUAGGAAAUUUUGUAAGAAUUCUGUUACACUUUGAGAUUUUUAUGGUGAAUUCUAGUGGUGAGAUCCAGUCUAUUUUGUCUCUUUAUCUCUAAUUUUUUUCAUUUUUUUCCUUUUUCCUUCAUGCCCUUCUGAAGUAGUCCAAUGGAGAAUGCAAUAUUAGAAAUAGAUUUUUAAGAAAGAAUGAGGAAGAUGCAAGAUCUUAUUUUUUCAUGCAUUGAUUUGUUCUGUAUUUAUGAGGAGGACAUUCUGUGGAGAAAGAAAAAAAGUAAGCAAACAACAGAUUAAUUUACAUACGAACAUCUAUAAAACCCAUGACUUUAAAAAAAAAACUCUAGUACCAGAAUUUGUAGUUCAAAAACUUAAAAUAAGAUUAUAAAUAAAAUAUUGUUGGUUUUUCUGUACUUGGACAUAGCUCAUUUGUAGCCUGGUUCAAAUAUGAGAAACCUGAAGGUAAUUAGAUUCCUUAUUUUCUCAGAAACACUUUAACUUAAGCAUCAUUUUGUACAUGUCUCUGCUGUUUUAUUUGACUUAAGUUGCCUAUCAGUAUUCAAGGAUGAUAUGAUGCAAUGAGAUUUCUUCCUUCUCAGUAGGAUUCCCCUUGCAAAAUCUUCAGGUGAAAAGAUAUCAGUUUAUAAACAAAAUGUAUUUCAAGUAGGGAGAAAAUACCACUACGAUAUAUUUGCGUUUUUCUCAUGAGACUCCCAUAGACAAGGUGAAAUAUUGCCACAAAAGUGGAGCCAUCCUAAUGUUUCUAUAGUCAAAGAAAAUAACUUUGGAUUCUGAGUGUUAGUAAAUUUAGUUCAAUUCAAUGAAGACUAUCAAGGAAUUAAAAUGGACUAAUCGGUCACUUGGAUAAUAUGGGUACAAAAAUAACAAGGCCUGGUUCCUGCCCUUGUAUCAUUCCCAAGGAUUAUUCUCAGUGGAUUACUGAGCAUUAGCAUAAACUUUUGAAUUUUGGGUAGGACACAGUGUCCUGGGAUCACAAACUCAUAAAAUAUUCAAUUAUUACUAUUAUAGAAGUAUCCUGGCUUCAUGGUUUCUGACAUUUUUAUGGUAGAGAUAACUUUUUCCUCUAGAAUGCAGAUUCCCAGGGUUAAAAGGUAUGAAAAUGGCAUCUUAGGUAUCCUAGAAAUGUGGGUCCAUACAACAAGAUGAGAAGACUGUUGCAAUGGUAAUUUACUAAGACUUCCCUUAAAGGAUCUGUGGAAAUUUUAGUUAAGAGGAUAUAUAUUGACUUUUUUUUUUUUAAAAAAAAAAGAGAAACCCACUGAUUGUGAUUGUUAGCAUGCUCCUGAUAUUUCAAUAUUCUAUGUAUAUGACCUUUAUCUUUAUGUAUGUAGAGCAAUAUACAGAAAGACAGGCAGACAGGCACGCACGCAUGCACACACACACAUAUGUACACACACUCACACACCUUUUUAUUACUGGCCUUGAAACCUGCCCUCUCUACCAAAGUGAAAAGACAAGGAUCGACUAAACGGAAGAAAACAUAAUCUCCUAAUGGAAGUACAGCUUGAAGAUUCACAUUUAAUUCUACAGUCUAGACCUCAUGCCAGGUUUUGUGAUCUCCAGGUGUGAAAAACCAAUCUUUUCUUACACUGUAGGUUAGAAAAAUGGAGGAAGCAGUAACAAAUAAAUGCAAGUACACAACAGUCUUUCUUCUAUUCUGCAAUCCCAUUCUCUUUGGCUUUUUCUCCUUUACCCCGUUUCCCUUUGGUGCAAACAUUACGCACAUGCUUUUACUGUUCAGUAGAAACAGGAAAAAAGAAAGUGUGCAGAGACUGUCAUUUGUUGAUUUAAUGUGUAUUGAAUAUAUUUAAUGUCUUCCUUUCCAACAGCAGGUAAACUUGAUAUUUCAUGUGGGAGUGCAUACAUACACACAGAGAUGCAUACUCACACACAUGCAUACACUUUUGACUGUCAAACUAUGGUAUGAAGAAAAGUGUUACUAGCGAGUAGGGAAGUAGGUCUUUCCAUCUCUACUUGAUAAUUAUUUCUGAUUUAUGCUUACAAGCUUCUGUCUACUUACCCUCUUUCCUCUUUAGCUUAUGAUUAUUGUAAGGUUAGACCAAAAAUGUUCUGACAAUUAACUGUGUAGGGUGGCUAAAUAGUCAGGCAUAUUGUACUAAACAUAAUGAAAUCCAAGCUUGGACUAAAAAGAAACAAGCAAAAAAAUUAAGAAUAAAAUAAAAUAUAAUCUAUGUGAUAUAGCAGCUGGAAUAUUAUAACAGGUGAGAAUAACACAUUUCAAAAAUAAAAUAUAUUGAUGGAAUAUUUAAGUUAAUCAAAUUAAGUUAUAUAGAAAUAUCAUAUC